Linnemannia hyalina is the source of this 2769-nucleotide messenger RNA. Lineage: Eukaryota; Fungi; Mortierellomycota; Mortierellomycetes; Mortierellales; Mortierellaceae. The record is from the annotation of a GenBank genome assembly.
AUGCCGCCGCCGCCGCAACCGCAACCGCCUCCACCACCACAGGUCAAUACAACAUCCGCCUCCACCUCCACCUCCAACAGCACCACCACCAACAACAAGGAGGAACAGGACAGCGUAGACCCCAUCCGUGAUUGGCUGUCAAGCCUCAUCACCGGCCUCGAGCUCCUCCUCGAAUCCUUCCGCUCCCUCUCCACCUCAACAACAGAGUCGUCCACAAAACGAACCCUUCUCAAACUCUCCCUCCGCUGCCUCGCCCUCCACACCACCCUCUCCUUCAUCUCCUUCGCCACUUCCACCUUCCUCCCCGCCCGUUCCUCUGGAGGAGGGCCCCUGGCACACACACCGCUCUUCUUUCCAUACAUUCUUUUAUACAGAUAUCUCUUUCCGAAACGAUGGGACCAGCUCUUCACCUCCACCGUCCGGUCGUUGAAUUGCACCAACCGCUCCGAUAUUGUCGCUAAACCGUCUCCGAGAUACUUUGUCCAGCUUAAAGGCUUCUUGCGGAGGAUGGUAAAGGCACACAUCGAGCUCAAGUUGCUUAACUGGCUCGUUCAUGGUCGGACGGCGUCUGUGUUUUAUUAUCCCAGCGCAGCUCUGGCUUUGCUGGCGUCUUAUUUCUAUAUAAAGUCCAAGCAGACUGCCUUCUUUUGGAAAUUGACCCUCAUAUUGGCGUUUCUUCUUGGAUCUGGAAACAACCGUGCCGCAGGACCCGUCUGGGUCGUCCAGACAAUCUACCUCCAAGACUGGUUCCUCUACGAACUCUUACAACCUUACCUGGCACGAGUCCAAUUCAAGCCCUGGGAGGAAAAGGCCUGGCUCGAUCGGUACCAGACAGAACUCUAUGGAUUCGUCCUGGGUGCGUGGUUGAUCUGCAAGAUCCCUUGGAUCGGUGUUGCAGCUAUCCCAGCCUUGAUACCGGCCAUCGUUUUUCUUUUGACACGGUCCUGUGGAUCCAUGGAGAACACCUCUCAAGGUCGGUCAGCUGGACGAGCAGGAACAGGAACAAGAACAGGAACGGGAUCAGGAGAUUUGAUCGAAAGUCGAGCUCCCGGUGUCAAACAAGUCGCACAAGGGACCCAUCCUUCCGUUCGCGGAGACUGGGACUCCAUCAAGGUCCUCACAAUGGUCCAAUCCGAUCCCGACUAUGCCCUCCAAGCGAUUCGGGAUUUCAAACCGCAGAAUCAUGACCUCAACUGGAAGAACUCAUCCUUGCACUACUCGGUCGAUAAGGGGGUUGACUCUGCCUUGACGCAGACACAAAUCGAGGAGGAUCGGACACGUUCGCAGUCGGCGAGGGAGGCAUUGUAUCAAGAAGCUGAACGGGAGGCGCAUCGCCAGUUUCGAGGAGGCUUUCGAGGUCAUGGAGGGUUUGGUGGUCCGUCAUUACAAGGGAGAGGGUUUGGACGUGGGUCGUGGAAUAUAAGAAUGGAUCCUCGAUUCGCCAUGCACCCCCAUACCGCAGGAUCUUCGUCGUCAUCCGUGCCAGCUUCAGGAUCGGUAACAACAGAAUCGAUCUCAACACCAACAGUAUCUUCAAAACACAACAAGGACAACAAAGCCGCCACCGGUAUCUACGACUCAUUAGGAGAAGACUUGACCAGGUACAACUUUAGCGACCGCAAGACCCUCGACUCUGCGCCCUCCGCGCCCCGUGAAGAGGACCUUCUACCAUCAGAAGCAGGAGCAAGGGCAGGCGGACAAAAUUCAAUGCACCUCGACCCCACUUCCACCCAUCACACCCGCACUCGCUCUGUACCCACCUCAGACAACUCUCAGUCAGCAAGAGACAACGGCAUCUCGAUCCGGGAACAGGAAGAGACGUUCCAAGACCUAGAGCGAAUGAUCCGCGAACAGGAAGACAUGCUCCGGGAUGAAGAAAACCAGUUCCGGUCGAGAGAAAAUAGGAUUCGUGCCCAAGACAAUCAGAAGAGGGCUGCUGAGCAGAUUGGACGGGCCGGUUCUCAGACUGAUGGGGUAGGAGGAGGAGGAGGAAGUAGGGAACGAGAUGAGGAAGUGAUGGAGGAUGGCGAUGAAGCACAUGAGAAUCAGGAGGAAGAGGAGGAGGAGGAGGAGGAGGAGGAGGAGUACCAAGCUCAGGAAGAAGCAGGAGAGUACCAGGAAGAGAAUGUUGAUGAAGCAUAUCAACCUUCAGCCCGUGGAUUUGGCUUCUUGAGAGGCGGUCACAAUGGACGGGGCAUGACUGGGUUUACUCCGCGAGGGCGUGGGGGACGUGGUGGCGCUGGCGGUAGCGCAGGUAACGGCGGAAGAAAUAAGGGUGUGGAUGCAUUACGCGGUUUCAUGCGUGGAAUCGCAACGCGUGGACAUGAGCGCGGAAUCGGUCCCUGGGGCCGUGGACAUUCUCGCCGCGGCCAGAGUCAAAGCCAGCAAGGACAAGACCAGGAGCAAUGGCAAGGACGCGGACUCGACCGUCUUCGAUCCAGGUCUCAUUCAGACAACCACCACCACCACCACCACCACCACCCCGCCACCGCCAGCAGAAGUAGUAGUACCAGCGGCAGCUCUCCUACGUCCACCUCAGCACCAUCAUCAUCGAGAGGCCAGCAGGAACCAUCCGACAGCACCACGACCUCUGGGGCCCCAGACUUUUCAUACCUCUCCGAGACGAUCACCCAGGGGAUGGCCCAAUUCGAGCAGCAGCUGAACCAGCGGAUGCACGCCUGGGGAAACCAAUGGUUCCAAAAGCUUCGCGGUGCUGUCACCGACCCCGACAGUCCAGGCGUCAUCCGCUUCAAGUACGAGACUUCGUAG